AACUGGCUCGUUGCCCCAACCCCCUGGCCUCCCCCUGCUUUCUCCCCAGCUUUAUUUAUGGAAAAAGCCCUUAUUAGGAAAACUACGUUUCUGGAAGGUAGCGCCGGGGCUGCGAGGGCUGUUAUACACGGCACACGUGCGGCGGGGGGGCGAGGGACCCAAGUGACUAAGUGUGUGUCAGCAGCCGUCAGAAGCUGUUCCCAUUGCCUUGAGUGGUGCCAGCAAACAGAGACGGCUUCUGUUCGUGUCUUUUGCUCUUUCUCUUCUCCUAAUAAUAACCUAGUGACUAGGGGGAGGACCGGGCUGGAGGAAGAAGAGGGUGAAUGCCGUCUUCCCCUCCUCCUGAACAUCAGCAGGAUGCUUUGUGGCGUUUUCGUGCUUGCAGUGCAGCACUGAACUUGGAAAAUCCUCCUGCGAUUCCAAUAUACGUUCACAUUUUAGCCCAACGUCUCCAAGUGAUUCCUCCCCUCGCCGGAGGGAAACGCUGACAGCCCUGAGCCCUGAUUUCCAAAGGAGAGGUGCUGUCCCCCACUGCCGAAACGCUGGGACCUCGAUAAAUUUAGAAGACUCUGCCCUUGGCAGAUACAGAAGCAACAUGUCAUUCCAGUGAUCUUUGCAUUCUAGGAAAGCCUAAAUCAACAUUGCUCGCUUUGCAUGUUGCCCUUUAGCAACAGUCUCUCAACUUCCAGUCUGAAGUAUUGCGUGGACCCAAGCCGGGGAAAAAAAGGGUUUGGGGUACAGAAGCUCUUUGGUACUCAGUAGCCAGAGAAAUCUGAAUUGCAGCGGUUGUUGGCUGUGGCAAGCCUGUAUUCUGUGCUUUUGAGCCAGGAGAAAAUUAUUUUGUAGUUCAACGCUGUUUUGGGGGGUUGCUUUUGAUUGAUUCUCGUGCUUCCUGCCUUUGGAUCUCUUGGUGGUGACAUCUCAAGUGACUCAGGGAAAAAAAGUGGCCGUUGCUGAUACGGGGCCGAUGGCAAAAGCAGAGCAAAGUGCUGACUAAGGAAAUAUCUCUGAACUGGAGUUUGUUCAAAUCAUCAUUAUAAUUGUGGUUAUAACUGUUAUGGUGGUAGUGAUCAUCUGCUUGUUGAACCAUUACAAACUCUCGACACGCUCUUUUAUCAACCGGCAGAGCCAAAGCAGAAGACAGGAAGAAACUUUGCAGACGGAAGGGUGCUUGUGGCCUUCGGAAAGCUUGGUAUCGCGCCAGGGUGCUUCAGAGAUUAUGUAUGCUCCAAGGUCCAGGGACAGGUUUACCGCCCCAUCCUUUAUGCAGCGGGACCGUUUCAGUCGCUUCCAGCCCACUUACCCUUACAUGCAGCAUGAGAUCGACCUUCCUCCGACCAUUUCCCUCUCGGACGGGGAAGAGCCGCCGCCGUACCAAGGCCCGUGCACCCUGCAGCUCCGGGACCCAGAGCAGCAGAUGGAGCUCAACCGGGAAUCCGUCAGGGCGCCGCCCAACCGAACCAUUUUUGAUAGCGACUUGAUAGACAUCUCGAUGUACAAUGGGGGCCCCUGCCCACCAAGCAGCAAUUCGGGCAUAAGUGCAACCAACUACAGCAGUAAUGGAAGGAUGGAAGGACCGCCCCCGACGUACAGCGAGGUCAUGGGGCACUACCCAGGCUCCUCUUUUUUCCAUCACCAGCACAGCAACGCGCCUCCUCCCUCGCAGAGGGGGAGCAGACUUCAGUUUCAGCAGAACAAUUCAGAGAGCACAAUUGUCCCCAGCAAAGGCCAGGACCGGAAACCAGGGAACCUGGUCUGAGUCACUCUCCCAGGUGCAUUUGAACUGAAGACGAGAUCCAAGCAGGGCGGCGGAGGAAGACCCCCGUGCUCCGGUGCACAAUGUUGUUACAUUUCACGUGGUACAACUUAGUAAAACCAAACGUGCAAACCA
This is a messenger RNA of Cygnus olor (mute swan), 1891 nucleotides long. It is a transcript of the gene LDLRAD4, whose product is annotated as low density lipoprotein receptor class A domain containing 4. Gene Ontology annotation, biological process: negative regulation of transforming growth factor beta receptor signaling pathway. Lineage: Eukaryota; Metazoa; Chordata; Aves; Anseriformes; Anatidae. The transcript is spliced from 4 exons. Gene Ontology annotation, cellular component: Golgi membrane; early endosome membrane. The record is from RefSeq and is a predicted model, not a curated record. Gene Ontology annotation, molecular function: R-SMAD binding. Bases 1058 to 1759 code for a protein of 233 amino acids.